Molecule: messenger RNA, 2903 nt
Organism: Rhodamnia argentea
Lineage: Eukaryota; Viridiplantae; Streptophyta; Magnoliopsida; Myrtales; Myrtaceae
Product: transcription factor bHLH133-like
Exons: 5
Coding region: 1685-2503 (272 amino acids)
Biological process (GO): regulation of transcription by RNA polymerase II
Cellular component (GO): nucleus
Molecular function (GO): protein dimerization activity; DNA-binding transcription factor activity, RNA polymerase II-specific; RNA polymerase II cis-regulatory region sequence-specific DNA binding
Source: RefSeq, a predicted model, not a curated record
GUCAAGUAAUUGUUAUAUGCUUCGGCAUCAUUGCUCCUGAUUCCUAGGGCAUUUCAAUCAUUUAAAGUUGGGAAUAAGGCAUUUUUGAUGCAUGACAGUCUUGUGCAUCGGCAGGCUGAGAUGCAUCAGGAACAAUACUGCUGGUGAGUAACUUUGGGGUAUGGAGUUUGUCACGUGUUCAAUUUGACCUUUUUGAUGUUAAGAAUUAAGAGGUUCCUUAUGCCCGUUCUUCUGAAGCUCGAGCCGACAUACUUAGAUUAUUUAGAUUUCUAGCAGAUGAAAUUCCUGCAGAUGCCCUUUUUUUUAGAUGCCAAAGCGCUUCUUUGGGAGAGCUUACUUACUCUUUUCACUUGUAUGAAAAUAGCCGGUUAGAUAUUCGCUGGCAGCUCCAAGUAUACUUGUGAAAAUAAUUAGAAGCAUAGUGAUUAGUCAAAACGCUUGGAGCCUCCCAAAUAACCCAGCUGAAGUAGAUAUUUGGGCUGGGUUACUAGAAACUUUUUGGUUCUGGUGAAUUAUAGCAUCCAAAUCCACGAAAACUAAUGUUAGCAACUUGGUUUAUGUCUCGGUUGAUGCAAUAAACUAAUAGGGAGGAAGGCUCUGGGUCAUCACGCCAAAGCAGGAGUGGAACCGACAUUCAACGAGGAGUCGGAAGGCACAACGUGCGACGAAACAAACAAAUGUCGGGAACCCAAUUCGUCUCUCUCUCUCUCCCUUCUUAGCCAAAUCAUCAGAAGUUCAUGAUGCGAUGAAACAUGAGCAACCGUGUCAAGUCGUAUUGCGUCGCGAAUGAGGCACGGAUCCUUCAGCCUCUCGUUUCUGGUUUCCUCCUUUCAGGUUGUUUUCGUGAAUUCAGGGUCACCCCUGGCAAGAGAUCCCCCAAGAACCAAGCUUUGAUAUUUAUUGUCAGAAGAACAUCAGCAGGGGCCCAAUGUGAUAUCCUGGGCAGCUGGUUGUGGACCCAGGCCAAUGAAAGGGCCAAUUUCAUCGGUUGAAGAAGACGACAGUACUGUACUCACUACUCGAGAACCUGUCCUGUACUCGUGAAAGAGAAACUUCUGUCCCUAGAGUUUUUAUUUUGGGUCGAAAUUGCCCCCGCGGUUUGGAAAUUACAAACGAAGGACGAGAAAGGUCUUCGCUUCGCAAACGCUAGCCUCGAUCUCUUUCCCCAGGAUCAAAGUCCAGUCCGAGCAAGGCAAUAAUGCAUUCUGCGUCAGCGCGGUCAGGUUUAAGCAGAGAAGUACAGCGACUGGUCAGUGAUCGCAUUUCAAUUUUCUCGUCCUGGUUCAGGAGACUGAGCCGCGACAGAGAGAUUGCGUUGGAGGGUGUAAUGUGUAAAACACAGUGUACCCCUGUUUUCUCGGGCCGGGCGUGGUUUGACUGAACUAAACUCGCUCACUAAAUCCAAUCUUAAUCCAGAUUACCGAAGCAAAACCCCUCCCUCCUCCGCCUCCUCCUCGGAAAUCCCAUCACUGCCCUUUCGGUUUCCGAUUCCACCACCUACCGUCUUUAACCAUUGACACCUACGUCGUCGCUCUCUCACUCAGAAAGAAUUUAGAAUUUAAAGGGGUCCAAGGAAGAAGAAGGUUCCGUUGUUUUCUCCCACGUCCCCUCUCUCCCUUUCUCUCUCCCCCGUGACUGAGCCCCAGGAAAAAAAAAAUCAAAUUUUGAACAGUGAAAGGGUUUUAUGAUGGCGGACGAAGUAGAUUUUGUAGAGGAGGACGAUGUUGAUGAGAGCGGAAGUUUCUGUCAGUUGCUUCUGGCGAAUGGGGUGGUGGGUCUUGAGCCCGCGAUGGAGAAGCAGAGCUUCAUCUUCCCAAAGGACGAGAGGUCUCCUACGAUUCUCUGUUUCGGAAGAGACGAAGUUGAAGAGCAAGGCCAAGCUCUUGUUUUCCAUCAGAACCAACAAGCCACUGCCGCAUGCACUCCUCCUUCUGCUUCACUUCCUCCUCCGUCCUGCACUAAAAGCACAAACUUCAACGCACUUCCCAAACCCAGAAGGAAGAGAGGACGGUCUAGUCAAGAAUCGUUAGUAACUUCCACGGAUGAUGUCCCAAUCCCAAAAACUAGUAAAAAGAGCAAAAUCCAGAGCCCCCCUCCUUCAAAUGCUCUUCCAAAGGGGAGGAGAGAGAAGCUUGGGGAGCGAAUCCUGACGCUGCAGCAGCUGGUUUCACCCUUCGGAAAGACAGAUACGGCGUCAGUGCUGCACGAAGCGAUGGGAUAUAUCAAGUUCCUGCAUGAGCAGGUUCAGGUUCUCUGCUCUCCUUAUCUCCACCAGCCUUCCACGCCAACUCACCUCUCUGAGGUUGGCGAAAACGGUGGACAAGAAGGAUCCGGAAUGGACCUGAGGAGCAGAGGACUGUGCUUAGUCCCCAUGGCAUGCACCUUUCACUUGGAAAGCAGGAACAAUGGAGCUGAUCUUUGGUCACCUUCCAUGGCCACCAGCUUUUCUCCUUCGACCAAAGAGCAAGAGAGAAAUGAACCAGCUUCAAUGUCCAAGCUUUAAGACAAAGGCAGGGUACUUUUGACGAGGAGUGAUGGGACUGUGCUUGCCUUGACAUUUUGAAGGAAAAGAGGCCAAGGAAAGAUGUGACAAAACUUAGCAUAAAAAGGUAGGUGAAGAGAAAAACAGUCAAGGGCUAAAGAUAGUACAUUUUCCUUUUUUCUGGUGAAGAAAAUAACAGUACUUGAUGAAAUGAUGGGGCAUGGGAGUGGGAAAAGGAGAACUUAAGAAGGGUCCUUUUUGUUUUGUGAUUGUCCAGAACAGAGUCACGGGCAGCUGUCUUUUUGCUCAGCUGCUCCGGCUUGGGCAUAGGCUUCUUGUGUUGAUAUUGACGGUGUAAUUACUUGUGUUAACUUUUCAUCUUUAACACCAGUCCCCUAAAUAUGAUGAUGAUUAGUUACUG